Messenger RNA from Neurospora hispaniola, 611 nucleotides. RefSeq lists its product as uncharacterized. The transcript has a single exon. NCBI's taxonomy places the organism in Eukaryota, Fungi, Ascomycota, Sordariomycetes, Sordariales, Sordariaceae. The coding region runs from base 91 to 480 and encodes 129 amino acids. The record is from RefSeq and is a predicted model, not a curated record.
CACAGACUCUUGCAAGGUCUGUGCAGUGUGCAGUGUCCGCGCUGCUUCCUCCCCCGUUCACAGUGAGCCAAUCAUCAUCCAGGGUACAGUAUGUCAUGCUUCCUUCCCGCACCUGCCCUGUUGCUCUUCUGCCCGACUUCACUCCUUCCCAUCGACCAUCGACCCUUCAUCGGUCACUUCCACCACCUUGUCAAUUCACUGCAGUUCAUCCAAUUUUGUCGAGCCUCACCACCAUUUCCCCAUUGCUCGCUUCGUUUGAACUUUUCAAUUGCUUUGACUCUUCCACUCCCGUCUUGUCUGGUCCAAAUCAGCGGCCUGCAGACCUGCCCCACCAUUCCGCGUCUCGGCUUGGACUCCAUCCGAGAGAACAAAGUGCCAGUGGUGACGUUGUCGCGCGCGGCCAUCACUUGGCUCAUCUUGAUUCAUCACCUUGAUCACUCACCCUCCAAACUGGAGACACACUCAUCAUGUCGGCCAUGAUACCGUGAUUUCAGCAACCCUCGUCAAUUUACAAACUCACCGUGCCAAAGAACAUCUCGAUUACCGUCCUAUACGCGACCACUUCGACCAUAAUCCAGACAAUACCUCAAACACAUUCCAUAAUCAAAGUA